This is a messenger RNA of Panicum hallii, 2273 nucleotides long. RefSeq names its product jasmonic acid-amido synthetase JAR1-like. Gene Ontology annotation, molecular function: acid-amino acid ligase activity. The record is from RefSeq and is a predicted model, not a curated record. Gene Ontology annotation, cellular component: cytoplasm. NCBI's taxonomy places the organism in Eukaryota, Viridiplantae, Streptophyta, Magnoliopsida, Poales, Poaceae. Bases 248 to 1996 code for a protein of 582 amino acids. The transcript has 5 exons.
GUGAGCAGGGCGGCUAUAAAACCAGCCGCAAGCUCCUCGUCAACAAGCAGCAAGCAUCCCCCAGUAAACGUCCACCGGUCUCCGCUAAUCCGCCGCAGCGUCAGACUUCCCCUCCACCUCCGGACGUCCAGGCCGGGCCGGCUUCCUCGCCACGCCCCCGUCUCGCAAGCCGCCUCUUCAGCUCGUUGGUUUCGCGAAUCCUCUUCAACGCAAUUGCAGGCGAUAAGAUUCUGACCUACAAGUUCCGAUGACAAUAUGCAGCAGUGAUGAGAUCAUUGAUGAGUUUGAGUUGCUAACGCGUGAUGCUGGGCGCGUGCAGCAGGAUACGCUGAGAAAGAUUCUUGAACUUAAUGCUGAUUCUGAAUAUCUGAAUCGCUUCAAUCUUGAAAGGAGAACAGAUUCCAAGAGCUUCAAAUCCUGCAUUCCCCUAUGUGUGCAUAGUGACAUAGAGUCCUACAUCCAACGGAUAGCUGAUGGAGACAACACACUGGUGCUAACUGGGAAGCCCAUCACUUCUCUCUCCGUAAGUUCUGGUACAACACAGGGAAAACCCAAGUUGUUGCCAUUCAAUGACGAAUUGCUUGAGAGUACAAUUCAAAUAUUCCGAACCUCAUAUGCUUUUAGAAACCGUGAAUAUCCUAUUGGUAAUGGAAAAUCGUUGCAGUUUGUUUAUGGGAGCAAGCAAGUCUUUACCCAAGGGGGCAUUCUUGCUACAACUGCGACGACAAAUCUGUACAGGAGUUCGCGUUUCAAGGAAGCCAUGAAGGAUAUCAUGUCUCAAUGCUGCAGUCCUGAUGAAGUCAUCUUUGGUCCCGACUUCCAUCAGUCUUUAUACUGCCAUCUAUUAUGUGGAUUGAUCUAUUCAGAUGAAGUUCAGUUUGUUUUCUCACCAUUUGCACACAGCCUUGUCCAUGCAUUUCAUACCCUCGAGGAGGUAUGGGAAGAUCUAUGUGCUGAUAUAAGAAAUGGUGUUCUCUCAAAGCGAAUUACCACACCAUCUAUCCGUCAAGCUGUUUCGAAAAUCUUGAGGCCAAAUCCUGAGCUUGCUAGCUCGAUUUACAAUAAGUGCCGGAAUUUGAGUAGUUGGUAUGGGGUAAUCCCAGCACUGUGGCCAAAUGCGAAGUACAUCUAUGGCAUCAUGACAGGGUCCAUGGAGCCAUACCUAAAGAAAUUGAGAUAUUAUGCUGGACACUUACCACUGAUGAGUGCUGACUACGGUGCAUCUGAAGGAUGGGUUGGCUCUAAUGUAAACCCAACCCUGCUGCCUGAGGAGGUGACAUACGCCGUUCUUCCAAAUAUUGCUUAUUUUGAGUUCAUUCCUCUGGAAAAACCGAAAGGGGAAGAAAUGGAGAACAGUUCCUCUAUUCACUACAUAGAGUCAGAGCCUGUAGGCUUAACUGAAGUUGAGGUUGGCAAAAUCUACGAAGUUGUAAUAACCAACUUUGCAGGUCUAUUUCGAUACAGGCUGGGAGAUAUUGUGAAGAUAGCAGGCUUCCACAACUCGACACCAGAGCUCCAGUUCAUCUGCCGCAGAAGCCUAGUGCUGAGCAUCAACAUCGACAAGAACACAGAGAAAGACCUGCAGCUGGCCAUCGAAGAGGCAGAGAAGCUCUUGGCCGAAGAGAAGCUCGAGGUGGUGGACUUCACGAGCCUCGUGGACAGAUCAAGCGACCCAGGGCACUACGUCAUCUUCUUGGAGCUGAGCUCCGGUAACGCCAGCGAGGAGGUCCUGAACAGCUGCGCGAACAGCUUGGACCUGGCCUUUGUGGACGCGGGGUACGUCGGCUCAAGGAAGAUCAAGACCAUCGGCGCCCUCGAGCUCCGGGUCCUCCGGAAGGGCACCUUUGGGCAGGUCAUGAACCACUACCUGAGCCUCGGUGGCGCCGUGAGCCAGUUCAAGACGCCGCGGUUCGUGAGCCAGUCCAACAGCAAGGUGCUGCAGAUACUGAACAGGAACGUCACCCAGAGCUACUUCAGCACUGCAUAUGGGUUCUGAUCGUUGAUAUACACACGUGUACUGAUAGCUGAAAUUCAGUUAUCUCUUUCUUAUUGUCUUGGAUCCUUUGAUCACUUUAUCUGGUCAAUUGAAAGUACUUCAUGGACGAUCCAUCAGUUUGGGGCCUUGGGGUUAGCACAACUGAUAGAUGUAUAUUGUCAGUAGCUCUUAUGUAAAUAUAGCUGUUUGACAGUGUAAUGUAGCUGUGAUGUAUGGCUGCUGCAUUCCUAGCACUGCAUUUAGCAUGCAGCCGUUAUCACUCAAGAAAAUUCAGAAA